Aspergillus calidoustus is the source of this 402-nucleotide messenger RNA. Lineage: Eukaryota; Fungi; Ascomycota; Eurotiomycetes; Eurotiales; Aspergillaceae. The record is from the annotation of a GenBank genome assembly.
AUGGACAUGGACACUCAACAUAUCUAUUGGGAUAUCGAACACCUGACGUGGCGGAAACCAAUGCGGCUCACAGGCACAACAUAUAUCCACAUUGCACAUGCUGAGUAUUCCACAGGGUCCCGCUACGAAGAGUGCUACGUCAGCCCCAGGGUUUGGUAUCCCAGCAGAAACUCCCCCGACGGUCGCGAAAGACGGAACAAGGGCUCAUCCAAAGAAGAUUCUGCGGGCCAUCAAUUCGACGGGUUCAUCGAAGAGGACCUCAGAGUCGGCGGACCAUACAUGUGCCGCAUCCCUUGCCUAUGGAUUCCGCUCGCCAAACACCACAGCCAGUACCAGCGUCUCGUUGAAGAUGCCGCCGACAUAAAGGCCGAGAUUGAACGAUUCUUGUGGCGGCCGGUAUAA